GCUUCCGGUCGGCUGGGCCUAGCGGGCGCGCGGCGGACGGCGCGGGGCUGGCGCGGGGCUGGCGGGCGCGGAGCUCGGCGGACGCUGCGCGGAGCACGGGUCUCCCGCCCAGGCAUCCGCCGCUAUGCUCAGAAAACAUCUCCAGGAGAUCCCCUCCUCCGGCAGCAAUGUCUCCGCUGGCUUCAGCUGGGACUGGGACUCCAGCAAGACCUCGGAGUUCCUCUCGGGCAUGGGGGUGUCGGUGCUGAAGAAGGACAAGCUGGGCAACGAGAAUACCCCUCAGGAGCCGCUGCUGCCGGCCUGCACGCCCCACAAGCGGCUGAAAGUGAAGGAGAAGGAGUUCGUCAUUGUGCGCAGGCCUCGGCUGCUCCGGGAGACAGAGCCAGGAGUUUCUUGGGAUGAACUUCCAGAUGAACUUCUAUUGGCAAUCUUUGCAUAUUUGCCCCUGAACGACUUGUUGAAAGUUUCCAUGAUUUGCAAGAGGUGGCAUCGUCUGUCAUUUGAUGAAUCUCUCUGGCAGACUCUUGAUCUGACUUGUAGAAGUCUGCUACCAGGAGUUAUUGGACAGUUGCUACCUGCAGGUGUUAUUGUGUUCCGCUGCCCAAGAUCUUGUAUUGGGAAUCCGCUGUUUAAAACCACAAAACCUCUCCGGGUUCAACAUAUGGAUUUGUCAAAUUGCACAGUAUCUGUUGCAGAUCUCCAGAGUAUUCUUUGUCGUUGUGAGAGACUGGAGAACCUCAGCUUGGAGGGACUAGUGCUUUCUGAUGAUAUCAUCAAGAGCAUUGCUAACAACCCCAGUCUGAUACGACUAAAUCUUUGUGGGUGCUCAGGGUUUUCUGCAGAAGCUUUGGAGCUGAUGUUAAACAAAUGUUCUAUGUUGGAGGAGCUGAACUUGUCCUGGUGUGACUUCACAGCCACUCAUGUCAAAACAGCAGUUAGUCACAUUACUUCAAAAGUAACCCAGCUAAACUUAAGUGGAUACAGACAGAACCUACAAAUAUCAGAUGUUAAAACGCUGGUGGAAAGAUGUCCUUUCCUUGUGCACUUAGAUCUAAGCGACAGUGUGAUGUUGAAGCCGGAGUGUUUCCAAUAUUUUCAUCAGCUCAUCUUUCUGCAACAUCUCUGUCUCAGCCGAUGCUACCAAAUAUCACCUGCUGCCUUAGUAGAACUUGGUGAAAUUCCAACAUUAAAGACUCUUCAGGUAUUUGGAAUAGUGACUGAUAGCUCCCUACAGCUCCUCAAGGAGACGCUUCCUGACAUGAAGAUCAAUUGUUCACAUUUUACAACUAUUGCAAGGCCAACUGUUGGCAGUAAAAAGAACCAUGAAAUUUGGGGUAUCAAAUGCAGAUUGUCACUGAGAAACCUUAGUGGCUAGUGAUCUUGUACGAUGGAUGCCAUGAAUGCACCGUGUAGUGAAGCUCCUUGAGAAGCAGAAUGUCAGAGCACAUCUAAUCAUAGUUCUGUUUUUUAAAGUAUUGUAUCUUGGUCUUACGCCAUAAUGUAGUUCUAUAAGUAUGUUUAUACUCUUUAAAAAAAAAAAAAAAAGCCUUUAGAAAUCUGAUGAUCUGUAAGCAAUUGUAGAAAAUUUUUGUUUUAGGAGAGCUACUUCAAAAAAAAAAAUAUUGUGAAACAAUCACUGUAAUGGAACUGUUACAGCCUUUAUUAACUGCUGCAGGUUUUGAUGCAGCUAUGAUUGUUCUUAGGCAUUGUAAAAGUGCUUUCGAUUAAAUCUUCCAGCUCUGCAACUCCUGGAAAAAUCAGUGGAGGUACUAGAUGGCUUAGUUUCCUGCUGGUCUGAAGUUUACAGAAAUCAAAUAAUGCUAUCAAAAUCAUUAAAAUUAUUAACUGAGUGAUAUGUAUACUAAGAUGUGAAGCUACCCUGUUUGGGAGAGUGAGUCUGAAUUCACUGAACAUGGAAACAGUAAAGGAGCAUUGGAACGGAGGAAAGCACUUAAGAGCUCAAUACUGUACAAACAAGAAGCAAUACAAAUGAAGUUUUUCUUCAAGACUUCAUGUUGCUUUUCCUUGCUUAAGCGAACUUAAAUUAGGGAUGAAAUCUCCAAACUUCUUUCUUAGGGUCUUUCAGCUGCAUUUAGUAUAUUGAAAAAAAAGUUGCAGGAGUGAGUAUCUUGGUUCUAGAACUCAGAGCAGCAACAAAAACUGGGGCUGCACUGUAGGGAUUUUGAGAGGAACUCCUUUGGUGCUAUUAAGAGAGAUCCAUUUCUCUUUUAGCUUAAGUUUCUAGUAUCAUUUAACUUCCUGUAUCUUUUAACACUAAUAGGAAAAGCUAACAUUGUCACAGGAAAAGUUAAAUAACUAACCAAACAAACAAACAAACAAAAAAACAACCAAACUAAGACUAGGGACAAGUAAUGAGCCCCCCACCUCUUGGGGAACAGAUGUGGCUCAGUCCUGCUGUGGGCUAGGCAUGUUCCAGGGAUAAGGGUAAGAGUUAUUAUCAUCUUUUAGCACAAAACUUGCAAGCAGUGAGCAACAGUAGGGGAUAUACCAUUGUUGUGGUAAAUAGGCUGUUGCAUAGGCAUAGUGUCUUCCAAAGUCAGUCCAAAGAUAAAAAGCUUAGUAAUAAGUACACAGCAAAGUAGUGUGGAAAAUUGCUUGUUUGCAGUUUUAGUUUUCAUGCCUUAAAUUACUUUAAAAGUUUACUUCAAGAUGAAAGGUGUAUCUAUUUGUAAUUCUUCUCUCUCUGUAUAAUGUAACCCCAUAAAACAUGUUUUGCAUUUAAUAAAAAGCUAAGGAAUCGCUA
Tympanuchus pallidicinctus (lesser prairie-chicken) is the source of this 2764-nucleotide messenger RNA. RefSeq names its product S-phase kinase associated protein 2 (gene SKP2). Gene Ontology annotation, molecular function: protein binding. The record is from RefSeq and is a predicted model, not a curated record. Lineage: Eukaryota; Metazoa; Chordata; Aves; Galliformes; Phasianidae. The coding region runs from base 125 to 1375 and encodes 416 amino acids. The transcript has 10 exons.